AUGUUUUUUGAAAACUUUGUUUGUCUUCCCCAACAAGAUCACUAUAUUGUAAAUAGACAGAAUAAUCUAGAAAAUAGACAGCGUGAAUACAACUUUACUGUAAACAAUACUGUUUUUGGUUAUCCAGAGGUAAUCCCAGGACUCCCACCCUCUUUCAAACUUAUGGCUCCAACUUAUAUGCUACCCAAAGAAGAACAAUUAACUCAAACAUCGAUGGCUCCACAUGGUAUUGCUUUAUUAUCAACAAAUUUUCAAAGUAUUAUAAACAAAUUUGUUUCCAUGAAAAAUAAGAUUUCUCUUCAUUCCGUGGAGCAAUAUUUGAAACUUAUAGUACUUCCAAAUUAUCCACAAAUUAUCCAAAACCAAACACAAGAUCAAUUGAAUACUUUCAAUUGGUUGAGUGACGAAGAGUUUGGUAGACAAAGAAUCCAAGGAAUCAAUUCUGGUAAACUGGAACUCUUAAACUCGCUUACAAUGGCCAAUAGAAAUAUUCCAGAGAAAUUAAAUUUCACUGUCAACAAGACCAUCUUGAACCAGGUUCUCAGUGAAGCCAUCGACACAAACUUUGAUGAUGCACUCCAACGUCAAUUGCUCUAUGUCAUCGACUAUGAGAUUUUCGAAGACCAAGAGUACAUCGAUGCUGCUCUCUCCUUUGAUAGAUAUGUUUCCUCCCCAUUGGCACUGUUCUAUGUAAACCCGGAAACUGGUAAACUUUAUCCUCUUUGUAUCAAGAUUCUUCAAAAUGAUGCUGAAUCACCUGUUUUCUCGCCAAAGAGUACAUAUUAUGAGUGGGUUUUUGCCAAACUCUGGUUCCAAUCUGCCGACGGUCAAUAUAUGGAGUUCAUAACCCAUCUUUUUGAAUGCCAUCUUCUUGGUGAGGUUUUUGCUAUUGCUACUCAUCGUCAACUCUCUGAGAGCCACCCAAUUUUCCAACUUUUACAUCCACACUUUAAUCUCCUGCUCGAUAUCAACUGGAGAGCCAGAGGUGAUCUGCUCGGAAAAAACGGUCCAAUUGAUACUCUGCUUGGUCCAGGUAGUGUUGGUGCACUUAAAUUCAUUGCCAAAUUCAACAAGACUUACAAGUGGUCUGAGAAUACCUUUGUAGAGAGGAUGAAGAGAAAUAAUAUUCCAAGCGAUCUCAAGGAAAGCACCACCGUAAAGAACUAUUUCUUCCGUGAAGAUGGUCUGACUGUCUAUAACCAAGUACACCAAUUCGUAUCGAACGUGUUGAAUGUUUUCUAUAAACACCCAGAAGAUAUUGAAAGAGACUUUGAAUUGCAAGCUUGGUUCAACGAGUUGCACUCGAGCUGGGGUGGUCAAAUGCAAUCGCUAACCCAGAGUGGUAAACUUGAGACUUUGGAAGAGGUGAUCCAACUCAUUACUGACAUCAUCUUUAGAGUGUCAGUUGAGCAUUCCAUUGGUAAUCACGGUCAAUGGGAUAUGUAUGGAUUCACACCAAAUGUUCCGGGUGCUCUCUAUCUAGACCCAAGAAAAGUUAAAUCUGGAAUCGUCAUCUCCCAAGAGACUGUCAUUGACGCCUUGCCACCAAAACAUGAAACAGUCAGCCAAAUCUCAAUUACUCAUCUCCUCUCAAACACUGACACUGGUUUGCCCACCUUGAUAGCCACACCAUACAAGUUUGAAAAAGAUCCACAAUUAUCUAAAUAUGUCUAUAAACUCAGAUCAUCGCUGGAGGAUAUCAGUGAUAAAAUUCAAUUGAGAAAUCAAUUUGUCAAAAUUCCCUAUAGCUACAUCGAUCCAUCCAAAGUAUGCAGUAGUAUAUUUAUAUAA
Molecule: messenger RNA, 1791 nt
Organism: Heterostelium album PN500
Lineage: Eukaryota; Evosea; Eumycetozoa; Acytosteliales; Acytosteliaceae
Gene: lipA
Product: putative arachidonate 12-lipoxygenase
Exons: 3
Coding region: 1-1791 (596 amino acids)
Biological process (GO): lipid oxidation
Molecular function (GO): oxidoreductase activity, acting on single donors with incorporation of molecular oxygen, incorporation of two atoms of oxygen; metal ion binding
Source: RefSeq, a predicted model, not a curated record